AUGGCGUCCCCACCAGAUAACGACAGCUCUAUUCCCCGCAGCGAAUCACCCACCAGAUCCCCGCGCUCAGCUUCCAUAUCGCUACAAGCUGCUGCUACCAUGAAUGCUGGACUCCAACACGAACAACCACAAAGAUCUUCUAGCUCCUUCUCCCAAACCGGCCGACGACGAUCAACAGUCCUAAUGAACUUGCAACUCAACGACCCAGCCGUGCCAUCACCAGGCGAGAUGGUCAACGAACAAUCUACAUCUGGAUCUGGUCUUCCAGUCGCCAGUCCACAGCCUAUUUCUGGGUCGCCUCUUAUGGGUGAUCCUCAUCAUCACAGAGCGCCUAGUUUGGGUGAACUACAUCAGGAAUUAGAGGCCGAGCAGGAAGCUCAUGUGAAUCGUCUCCUUGUGAUGAUCCGACAGCAACAACUAGAGCUCCAACGCCUCCAAGCUGCCAACCCCAAUAACCAAAACCAAAGCUCCGCCGUAGAAGACAGCAGCGCCAUCUCCGAACGAUCAGGCCACGGGACUCCUCACGCAUCCACCUCCCACGUCUCGAUCCCUCCUGUUCCUACCGGUGGCUCAGGCUCUCGCUCCAACAGCCAUCGUCACCCCCGCAGCUCCUUCGACCUUGCCCGCGCCGACCUCCAGCGCCGCUCGCGAACACCGAGUCGCAGCGGCGCAUCUCCUAGACUCCGCGCAACGUCCAUAGGUGGAAAUAGCGAGGACUGGGUCCUGGGCGGUCGGGAUGAGAGUGCGUUUUACCAGGCUGAGACUCAGAUGCUUGUCCGAGAGAACCAGAUGCUUCGUCAUCGGGUCCGAGAACUAGAGAAGCAACUGACUGAUGUCGGAACUGGUUCGCCGGUUGCUCACGAGCCACCCCACCACUCACACUUGACGAGAUCUUCUACAGCGGCAGACAAGGAGGACGACAAGCCUGCGACUGAAGAGGUCAAGGAAGCUUGA
This is a messenger RNA of Fusarium coffeatum, 954 nucleotides long. RefSeq lists its product as uncharacterized. NCBI's taxonomy places the organism in Eukaryota, Fungi, Ascomycota, Sordariomycetes, Hypocreales, Nectriaceae. Bases 1 to 954 code for a protein of 317 amino acids. The transcript is spliced from 4 exons. The record is from RefSeq and is a predicted model, not a curated record.